This is a messenger RNA of Ascochyta rabiei, 156 nucleotides long. RefSeq lists its product as uncharacterized. The coding region runs from base 1 to 156 and encodes 51 amino acids. Lineage: Eukaryota; Fungi; Ascomycota; Dothideomycetes; Pleosporales; Didymellaceae. The transcript has a single exon. The record is from RefSeq and is a predicted model, not a curated record.
AUGUGCGAGCAAGAUUACCGUUACUAUACAUGCGGUUGCAGGAAGUGGGAAGAAUUCCGUCAAUGUGAACCGGUCACUUUGAUUCGACUUGUGGACUCGAGCCACAUGUGCAAAACGCACAUGGUGAAGCCAGGGAAAGAUGAAAUGCGGCGCUGA